Cooperia oncophora is the source of this 3258-nucleotide messenger RNA. NCBI's taxonomy places the organism in Eukaryota, Metazoa, Nematoda, Chromadorea, Rhabditida, Trichostrongylidae. The record is from the annotation of a GenBank genome assembly.
AUGACUGAGGAAGAGGAACAGCAAAUGUUCGCUGAACUUGACAAAUUGAUUUCUGAUCGUGCCGGUCGACCAUUAUGCGGCCUUUCCCCUGAAGCGCCGAGUAGGAAUACUGUAGAUCUUCGAAAGAACAUAAUAAAAAACUUCCUUAGAGAUCACCUGUUCAAACGCAAAGCUCGUUGUCCCCUGUGCAAGGGUUUCAACGGGCAAAUUCGCAACGAUGGUGCUCGAUGUAUCCUUAUUGACUUCACAGUUCAUGGAAAGAAACGGAAAAAGUUGGACUUGUUCAAAAGCGGAUUUGAGGGUGAAGAUAUAGAGGAGGAAGUAGACUCUGCAGGUGAAGAGAAAGAGAAUAAGACAACUAUGUUAACGGAUGCUAGCUAUGGGAAUGCUGACGUGUCUGAAGGUGCAUUGGAAUUGCAAAUGAGAUCAGUUCAAAGUGGGGCUUGUGAGAAGCUCGCCUGGCGUGCUGCUGAAAUACGCGAACACUUUCGUCUUCUGUUCAAAACUGAAGGGAAAGUUCUGUUGAAAUUGUUCCCUAUGCUGGUUGAUGAAGGAGCCGGUGGUCUAUGCCCGCUUGAUGGGUUGUUUUGUGAGCUGAUUAUGGUACCUCCAACAAAAUUCCGUCCAAUUCGGCUCUUCAAGGGUGAAAGAUAUGAGAACCCUCAGUCAGUAAAUCUUCGGCGGGUGCUUGAAGCCUCGGAGACAAUAAAAGCUGUGGCUCUGGUUCUUAAUGGUGAUAAGAGCCCUAAACUCAUGGAACUGAUCACGAAUCGGACGCAAGGGAAGACAAUGAACGCAAGGAUGCAUUUUGCUUAUUUAGCUCUUCAACAACGGGUCAAUGCCAUUUAUGACGAGGAACUUGAUAAACACGACCAGAACAGAAUUCCUGGAAUUAAGCAAAUUCUGGAAAAGAAGCAGGGGCUCUUCAGAAUGAAUAUGAUGGGAAAACGUGUGAAUUUCGCUUGCAGAUCUGUGAUCACGCCCGAUCCGUACCUUGACAUCGACGAAAUAGGAAUCCCAGAAAUCUUCGCAAAGAAGCUGACGUUUACUGAACCGGUAAAUCUGUUUAACAAGGCACACCUGCGGAAACUAGUGACUAAUGGCCCCAGUGUGCAUCCCGGUGCAAAUUUUGUUGUGUCUGAUACUGGUAGGAAGCAAGUGUUAGCAAGUGAUUCAGUUGAUCCCCAAGCUCGAUACAAACGUGUAGCUGCUGCUUCACAUCUUAUGCCAGCAAACACUGAUAAACUACGUCAACCCAUGAAGGUGUUACGCCAUUUGCGGAACGGAGACAUGAUGAUGAUGAACCGUCAGCCAUCGCUUCACAAACCUUCCAUACAAGGGCAUCGAGCCCGUGUAAUCACUGGUCAGCGUGCUCUGCGAAUGAAUUACGCCCCAUGCAAAGCCUAUAAUGCUGAUUUUGAUGGUGAUGAGAUGAAUGGACAUUUGGUGCAGAGCCAUAUAGCGCAGUGUGAGGUCGCGGAAUUAGCCAAUGUUGGGAGCAAUUUCCUUGUUCCCAAGGAUGCCACACCCCUUCUGGGAUUGAUCCAGGAUCAUGUUGUGUCUGGUGUACUACUGACGAUUAGAGGACGGUUCUUGACCAAGGAAGACUUCAUGCACCUCGUAUUGUCGGCAUUUGCGGAGCACACGAAACGUAUUGAAAUCCCUCCACCAGCUAUGAUAAAACCACGCCAAAUGUGGAGUGGGAAAACAGGUCAUCUCAUGCAUUGUCAAGAAUUGCAUCCCAAAGGGCAAACCGCUGAUCAACCUCACCUCGAAAUCAAAGACACCUUUGUCGUGCUGGAAAGUGCGAGGCAAGGUGAGCUGUUGGUGGGCGUUUUGGAUAAGCAGCAUUAUGGUGCUACGCAGUACGGAUUGGUUCACAGCUGCUUCGAGCUGUACGGGCAUAGAGUAGGGGUCCAGAUCCUGUCCUGUUUCUCUCGUCUCUUUACAACACACCUGCAGAUACAUGGGUUCACACUUGGUGUUGCUGAUAUCCUUGUCAGAAAGGAUGCAGAUAAACUCAGAAAACAGGCCAUUAGGGAAUCCAGAACGAUUGGAGAUCAAGUUGUACGUAACGCUUUCGGUCUCGACGAAAAUGUUUCACAUGAAGAGAUUGAUCGUAUUUUGGCAUCGACAUACUGUAAUCCGAGAGGGCAAGGACAAGAUGUGAAAAUGCUUGAUUACGCCAUGAAACAAGCCAUCGCGAAAUAUAACGAUGCUAUAACAAAAGCUUGUGUUCCGGAUGGUUUAAUUCGGCAGUUCCCAGAAAACGCUCUACAAGUCAUGAUUCAAUCUGGCGCCAAGGGAUCGGCUGUGAAUGCCAUACAGAUUUCUUGUUGUCUUGGCCAGAUUGAGCUAGAGGGUAAACGUAUGGCCGUUACAGUUGCAGGAAGAACUUUGCCAUCGUUCAGAGCAUUCGAUCCAUCACCUCGUGCUGGCGGCUAUAUCGACCAACGUUUCCUGACAGGAAUAAAUCCUCAGGAGCUGUUCUUCCAUACUAUGGCCGGAAGAGAGGGUCUAAUUGAUACUGCUGUUAAAACAUCUCGCUCUGGAUAUUUACAAAGAUGUCUGAUCAAGCACUUGGAGGGCCUGAGGAUUCAUUAUGACGGAACUGUCAGAGAUCACGAUGGCUCGGUCGUGCAGUUCCGGUAUGGAGAAGAUGGUCUCGACGUCAUAAAAUCAACAUAUAUAAACCCGAAAACGUUCCCUUUCCUUAAAGACAAUCUGGAUGCUGUUAUACAAUGUUCGAAACCAGAAGAAGCUCGGGACUAUGAUUAUAAUGUCGAAGCUGCUGAAAAACAAUACCGUAAGGUAACUAGAGUUUCGGAGUUCAAUGUAAACAGUACCCUCGGUGCAUUACCAGAGAAAACGCUAGAUUCUAUUCACAAAUUUUCCGGCAAAAAUGAUAAACUUCGGCGAUCACUUUUCUGGAAAGGUAUGCGUUCUCUGGCUGAACCUGGUGAAAAUGUUGGAUUGUUGGCUGCGCAGUCGAUUGGAGAACCGUCAACACAAAUGACUUUGAAUACAUUCCAUUUCGCCGGUAUGCGUUCUCUGGCUGAACCUGGUGAAAAUGUUGGAUUGUUGGCUGCGCAGUCGAUUGGAGAACCGUCAACACAAAUGACUUUGAAUACAUUCCAUUUCGCCGGUAGAGGAGAAAUGAACGUAACCUUGGGUAUUCCACGUCUGCGCGAAAUUCUUAUGACUGCAUCUGAUCACAUAGCUACUCCAUGUGCAAAGCAUGGAGAAGGUCUCGCUUAG